This is a messenger RNA of Hibiscus syriacus, 1643 nucleotides long. RefSeq names its product aarF domain-containing protein kinase 1-like. The coding region runs from base 180 to 1628 and encodes 482 amino acids. Lineage: Eukaryota; Viridiplantae; Streptophyta; Magnoliopsida; Malvales; Malvaceae. The record is from RefSeq and is a predicted model, not a curated record. Gene Ontology annotation, molecular function: protein kinase activity; ATP binding. Gene Ontology annotation, biological process: protein phosphorylation. The transcript is spliced from 12 exons.
AUUCUUAUCUUUAUACAAAUGGUUUCUCUUUUUCUCUGAAACUCUUUCACACUCUACUACUCUCUCCCUCUGUUCCACCCUUUCUAAAUGGUCCAACGUUGAGAAACUAAACACGCUGCUGAAUUCUUCUUCUUCUUUUACAUUUAUACAAUUAUUAAGGCCAAAAAGUGGGUAAGAAAAUGAAUGGCAUGGCUUCUCGUUUUGACUUCAAAGAGAUUCAGGACAAGGUUUCUCUUCAUUUGAGGCCAUGGCAUCGCUCAUUUCAAUUCUGGGUUCGAGCUGCUGAUAUUUAUACAGGCUACAAGGCGUUUCAAGUUCGAGUGAGUUUUGUGAAGGAUGUUCAAAAACAACAUGCAAUGUGGGAAAGACAGCAUGAGCUUGCUGCUGACAAGAUUUAUGCUAUGUGUUCUGACCUCGGUGGGUUCUUCCUUAAGGUUGCUCAAAUUAUUGGGAAACCAGACCUAGCCCCAGCUGCGUGGGUGAGAAAGCUUGUUACUCUGUGUGAUCAAGCCCCUGCAACACCAUUUGAUGCUGUUCAACUUGUUUUAGAGAAGGAGUUGGGUCGAAGAAUAGGCGAGGUUUUUGAAAAGUUUGACGUAAAUCCUCUUGGUUCGGCUUCAAUUGCGCAGGUUCAUCGAGCAAGACUCAAAGGUGAUGUGGAAGAUGUUGUUGUGAAGGUGCAACAUCCUGGAGUCCAAGAUCUGAUGAUGACUGACAUCCGUAACUUGCAAGCAUUUGCAUUGUACAUGCAAAAGACAGAUAUCAAAUUUGAUCUGUAUUCUGUUACCAAGGAAAUGGAAAAACAGAUUGGGUAUGAAUUUGACUUUCUAAGAGAAGCCAAUGCUAUGGAUAGAAUUCACCGUUUCUUAUACGAGAACAACAGAAAAUCUCCAGUUCAGGUUCCGAGAGUGCUCAAGGAUUUGGUUACAAGGAGGGUCAUAGUGAUGGAAUAUAUUGAUGGAAUACCGAUCUUGAAUCUCGGGGAUGAAAUGGCUAAAAGAGGGAUAAAUCCUGGUGGUAAGAUGGCAGCAGCAGCAAAGAAGAACAUACUUAAGAGUUUAACUCUAGCAUAUGGACAGAUGAUACUAAAGAGUGGUUUCUUCCACGCAGAUCCCCAUCCCGGGAAUAUAUUGAUAUGUAAAGGUUCAGAGGUUGCCUUACUGGACUACGGGCAAGUGAAGGAUCUGCCGAACCAGUUGCGGCUUGGAUAUGCUAAUUUGGUUCUUGCCGUCGCUGAUAAUGAUCCUGUAAAAGCAAAGGAAAGCUAUAGGGAACUCGGCAUAGGUACUGUAAGCAAUUGUGAGGACGAGCAACAGGAACUGUUUCGCCUGGCUCAAACAAUGUUUGAUACAAAACUACCUCCAGGAGUGAAAAUGCUCCAACCAUUCUCCGAAGAUUCUUCAAUAAAAAAAAUCGGUGUACAGUCUUUCCCCGAGGAACUUUUUUCAGUUCUUCGUACCAUACAUCUUCUGAGAGGACUCAGUGUUGGUCUUGGAAUAAACUACUCGUGUGCAGAACAGUGGAGGCCUAUUGCAGAAGAGGCAUUGUAUAAUGCUGGAAAGUUGGAAGGUGGUGCGAAAGCCUGGUUAUUGGAGAAGAUUUUUUCGGAGAAAUUGAUUGGCACUUGAAAGAAAGGUAGGCUU